This is a messenger RNA of Fraxinus pennsylvanica, 720 nucleotides long. The record is from the annotation of a GenBank genome assembly. NCBI's taxonomy places the organism in Eukaryota, Viridiplantae, Streptophyta, Magnoliopsida, Lamiales, Oleaceae.
AUGAAUGACAGGUUGAAACUCGAACGCCACUCAUCAUUCUCCGUUCAAUUAAGUUAUCCGAGGGCGUCGACAACUCUUGAUGGUAAGAAUGUGAUCGCCCAUCAUGUAAAGGAACGAGCAUAUGGCUGCAAGUACUGUCAUAAGAAGUUUUCCAGUAAGCAAGCAUUAGGUGGACACCAAAAUGGCCACAAAUUUGAGCGAGUCAUAGAAAGAAAUGCAAAUUUUGGACGUGUAGGGGGUCCCUCCUAUCGUGGCAUGAAUUCUCUCCCUUUUCAGAGUUCUUUCAAUAUACGUCGAGAAAUUUUUAACCAGUCUACGAGAUAUAGGACGUGUAAUCCUCAAAACAUGCAGCAUGGAAUGCUUGCCAACGGCCAUCCAAAUUCCAAUCUGUCAAUGACUCAAGAGCCUCAUGCCCAUGAACCCCUUCAGGAGUUUAGCCACCGUUACCCUAUAUGGCCAAAUCCCCACUUGACAGAUUCCCAGUUUAUUGCAGCCUCAACAGGGAUGGAAAAUCACACACUAAAUUUUUCGAACUCGACAUUUAGAACAGCCUGUUCCAAUGCAACGACGAUUUCGGGUGUGUCUGGAGGUAUAUCAACUGCUAAUUAUUUGCAAUCCAUCCACGACACAAAUCUCAGAGCUGAGAUUAACCACCAAAUUACCGAUUCAACAAAUCAGCAAUGUCCAUACUCGGAGCUAGAUUUAUCACUGAAGCUCUGA